Molecule: messenger RNA, 2020 nt
Organism: Suricata suricatta (meerkat)
Lineage: Eukaryota; Metazoa; Chordata; Mammalia; Carnivora; Herpestidae
Gene: IL1A
Product: interleukin 1 alpha
Exons: 7
Coding region: 105-920 (271 amino acids)
Biological process (GO): cellular response to lipopolysaccharide; positive regulation of gene expression; immune response
Cellular component (GO): extracellular region
Molecular function (GO): interleukin-1 receptor binding; cytokine activity
Source: RefSeq, a predicted model, not a curated record
CGCCCACUUCAAGAAGACAAAAGGCGAAGAAGCCUGACAAGAGCCAAGUCUCCAGGCGGAGAGGCAGUCAUUUCAUUGGCGCUUGAAUCAGCAAAGAAGUCAAGAUGUCCAAAGUUCCUGACCUCUUUGAAGAUGUGAAGAACUGUUACAGUGAAAAUGAAGAAUACAGUCCUGAAAAUGACCAUUUCUCUCUGAAUCAGAAAUCCUUCUAUGAUGCAAGCUAUGACCCACUUCAGGAGGACCGCAUGGAUAAAUCUAUGUCUCUGAGUACUUCUGAAACCUCUAAGCCAUCCCAGCUUACCCUUAAGGAGAGUGUGGUGGUGACAGCGGCCAAUGGGAAGAUUCUGAAGAAGAGACGGUUGAGUUUAAAUCAGUUCCUCACUGAUGAGGACCUGGAAGCCAUUGCCAAUGAAGUCGAAGAAGAAAUCAUGAAGCCCAGAUCAGUAACACACAGCUUCCGUAGCAGUGAAAAAUACAACUAUAGGAGGAUCAUCAAAUCCCAGUUCAUCCUGAAUGACAACCUCAGUCAAAGUAUAAUUCGAAUGGCAGGGGGAAAAUGCCUCACAGCCGCUGCCUUACAGAAUCUAGAUCAUGCAGUGAAAUUUGACAUGGGAGCAUAUACAUCAAGAGAAGAUUCUAAACUUCCUGUGACUCUAAGAAUCUCAAAAACUCGACUGUUUGUGAGUGCCCAAAGUGAAAAUGAGCCUGUAUUGCUAAAGGAGAUGCCUGAGACACCCAAAAUCAUCAAAGAUGAGACCAACCUUCUCUUCUUCUGGGAACGUCAUGGCACUAAGAACUACUUCAAAUCAGUUGCAUAUCCAAAGUUUUUCAUUGCCACACAGGAAGAAAACCUUCCCGUGCACCUGGCAAGCGGGCUACCCUCUAUCACUGACUUUCAGAUACUGGACACCUUGUCUUGACUCUGGAGUCUACUUACUUGUGAGGUGCUGAGAGUCCAUAUGUACUAUGUACAUAGAGGAGUCAAAUCUUUUACUCUUAGUCACUUACUGAGCAUGUGCUGAGGCUUUUGUAAUUCUAAAUGAAUGUUUACUCUCUUUGUAAGAGAGUGAGCAAGGUCUAAUGGAACCAACGUCAACAUAUAACACUGUUUGGUAUUUAAAGAACACCCUAUACUUUGCAAACUACCAAUCAAUUUAAUUAUUCUUCUUUGUAACAAUCUUAGGAGAGCUACUGAAUAUGGCUACCAAAAAGACUCAACCCAUAUUACAGAUGGGUUAAGUAACUGAGGCAUAAGAAAUACCCACAACAGCAGUUGGAAGGAGAAGCCAUACACCCAGGAUUUCAUUCCAACUGCUUGCCUUUAAGUUGCUGGUGGACCUUAAUCAAAUACUAUAAGUUUCUGGGACCUUAGUUUGAUUAUCUUCAAAAUGGGGGGGAUGUACUUAUAUCUUUCCUGCCUCAACAGUAUUUUAUGCCAGUCGAUAAGAUCAGUUUAUUAAAAUGCUUCUUGAAUGAAAAAUUUGAGCCUCAAGAAGUUAAACUGUAAAAUAUUUAUUAUUUUUGUUCAUAUAUAUUUAUGGAUAUAUUUAAGAUAAUUAUAUUAUUAUAUUUAUGGCAAUUCUUUAUAUUCUCAGAGUAUGACUGAACAUCCUUAACAAUAGUAAAGAGUGUUUUUCAGGCUAAAUGAGUUUUAUUUAUUGACACAGAGGCACUUUGGUCCAAGUCUUGCUUUUUGCAGUACCUGGAAGCUCUACAAUUAUGAUAAUAAAUUUAUAUUAAUACCUUGGGCUAAUCAUUGACAAUUUUUCAAUCCUCUACUUUUAAACUUGCUAGCAUUCUUGUGUCAUACAAUUUCACCUGCUAUCAAGUUCUACUAGCUAAAAAGGGAUAAAAUUAACUUUGGUGACAACUGUUAAACUAAACUUUCUUUUCUGGAAUGUAAGCAAUGUUCCUUCUAGGUUCUAAAAGUUGUGAUCAAACUAUGGUGUUAAAUUACUACCAAAAACAAGGACCAAUACAUUAUUAUAAAUCAUAAUUGAAUAAAACUUACAAAAACGUA